GUUGACCCUAGGCUCGCAAGCAACGCAUAUGUUUCAUACGACUAUGCCGACCGCGCUCAUGCCAAGCUGAUCGUCACAAAGGGCAAGGGAUUCACCAAGGAGAAGAACAAGGGAAAGAGAGGCUCCUACAGAGGUGGUAUGAUUGAUACCUCUGGCGGCAAGGGUAUCAAGUUCGAGGAUUAA
Molecule: messenger RNA, 183 nt
Organism: Bipolaris zeicola 26-R-13
Lineage: Eukaryota; Fungi; Ascomycota; Dothideomycetes; Pleosporales; Pleosporaceae
Exons: 1
Cellular component (GO): nucleoplasm; nucleolus
Source: RefSeq, a predicted model, not a curated record